Molecule: messenger RNA, 396 nt
Organism: Thelazia callipaeda (thelaziosis nematode)
Lineage: Eukaryota; Metazoa; Nematoda; Chromadorea; Rhabditida; Thelaziidae
Source: the annotation of a GenBank genome assembly
AUGUCAGAUGGAACGUUGAUAAAGGCUGGUUUAUAUGUAGAUGCUCAAAACAAAGUACGUAUACUUCAAUCAGAUGCUGCAGAUAUUUCAAGCGAACUUUUGGAUGAAGUAGUGGAAAUUUUAGAUAAAUUAGAUUCAUUCAUCAGUGCUACAGAAGCAAUUACUCAAUCAUUUGACCAGUUGGCAUUAGGUGUAGAAAAGGAGAAAGUUUCUGCAAUCGCUUCUAGCAAUGCUUUGAAAGCCAUCGAAAGACAAUGUUCUAUCGAUGAACAGCAGCUAAAAAUUCUAAUAAGAGAGCGUGAAUUGGAACUAGAGAGAUUACGCGUUGAGCUAGAAAUCGUUCAACAGCAAGAAUAUACCCUGAAAGAGUAUUUGCAAAACUUUGCUUCAUCAUAG